Messenger RNA from Purpureocillium lilacinum, 963 nucleotides. RefSeq lists its product as uncharacterized. Gene Ontology annotation, cellular component: membrane. NCBI's taxonomy places the organism in Eukaryota, Fungi, Ascomycota, Sordariomycetes, Hypocreales, Ophiocordycipitaceae. The record is from RefSeq and is a predicted model, not a curated record.
AUGGCCUCUCUCGUGGCGACCGCCGCGUUGACCGCCGCGGCGCGGACGCUGCCCAUUGGCGAGGCUCUCUCGGGUAUCUUUGGGAGCAUCAGCUUGACGGCGUGGAUAUGUCUCUUGAUUCCGCAGCUGCUGGCCAACUACAAGGCCAAGAACGCUGAUGGGCUGAGCAUGACCUUUCUUGUCGUCUGGCUCAUGGGCGAUGUUUCGAACCUUGUCGGAGCGCUUCUCACCCGCCUGGCCCCAACCGCCAUUGCACUGGCAAUCUACUUUUGCAUCCUGGAUGCCGUCCUCAUCAGCCAGUGCCUCUACUACAACACGCUCAACGCGCGACGGCUCGCGAGGGAGCAGGCAAGCCCUCAUACCGAAACGUCUGAGGAGUCGCCGCUUCUGCACAGGCGGCGCAGCUCUUCGCUCGGCCUGCCCGGCUCGCACCGCCGCCACUCCACGCACCACGAGUCUUCGAUGGAGCCCAUCAGGAAGAUUGUGACUGGCGAGGACGAGACGCCCGACAGCAGGCCGUGGCUCCACAACACACUGGGCCUGCUGGCCGUUUAUGUCGUCGGUUUUGCGGGCUGGUUCGUCUCGUACAAGGCUGGGGCUUGGGACGGCGACGGCCCGGGCGUCCCCGAGUCGCCAGACGGGAAGAAGCAGCCGCUCGAGAUUCUCGGCCUCUUGCUGGGCUAUGCCAGCGCAGCAUUCUACCUCUGCGCCCGCAUUCCACAGAUUUACAAAAACUUCAAGGAGAAGUCAUGCGAGGGCCUAUCUCUCCUCUUCUUCCUGCUCUCCCUGACAGGCAACCUCACCUACGGGCUGAGCCUCAUCGCCUACUCCCAGAGGAAGGACGACCUGCUCAACGCCCUCCCCUGGUUGCUAGGAUCUCUCGGCACCAUGGUGGAGGACGCCACAAUCUUUGUUCAGUUCCGCCUGUAUCGCGACAACCACCGCGCCGUCGUGGACGCAUAA